Psilocybe cubensis is the source of this 2967-nucleotide messenger RNA. RefSeq lists its product as uncharacterized. NCBI's taxonomy places the organism in Eukaryota, Fungi, Basidiomycota, Agaricomycetes, Agaricales, Agrocybaceae. Bases 1 to 2967 code for a protein of 988 amino acids. The record is from RefSeq and is a predicted model, not a curated record. The transcript has 5 exons.
AUGCCGCCAACGCCGUGGGCCACGCCCGACCAAAUCGAGUUCAUGUCUACUUGGUUACCACAGUUCCAGGAUGCUCAGCGUAAUAAAAAUAUAGCCGAUUUCUGGGUGAAGUUAUAUGCCAAAUUCUUCUUAAGGUGGAAAGGGCCUGAAGAUGAAGUUCAACCCGAUUUGGUUCAGCUAAAGAAACGUAAAAAAGACAACAGAAAGUUACCUCAAACAUCGACGCCUAUUGAGUUAGAUCAUGCUGCAUGGAUUAAGCUACGGAAGACGCAAAUCGCUAACUGGUUUAAUAACCGGGGCAAAGGAAGCGAGAACCGACGCCAAGGCCCCGCCAUAGUGAUUGGAUCUGCAGGGCCCAGUCAACGCGCCCUCUCUGAACUGAAUGUCUACUCGAAGCGGUACUACAAUGAAAAAAUAUGUUCUCUCGUGGAAAAAGAACUCGAAAAACAAGGCGGCCCCGCCCACAUUGCUCUUAUCAAUAAAUGUAUCAGUGAGGCAUGGGCCAUGGAGUCCGAAGAUGUCAAAGAGGAGAUUCGCGCAGAGACAAAGAGGUUGAAAGAGUUACUGAAGGAAGAUCGCUCUGGGAAUAGCGAGCAACCGACUCCUCAGGAAUACGCCAAAGCGAUUAUGGAAGCUCCUGGUCAAAUUACAAACUUUCUUCAAGAAAUGUACAAACGCACUGGCUGGUGCUUGAGUCUCCUAGCUGGCGGCCCUGAUCCCUCGCGUCAAGGAAAGAUUCGUACAAUCAGCAUCCAUAUGGGAAAGGACAAAUUCGACCAGUUUUACUCGUGUGCCUAUCCAGACUUUCAGGAAAAUGUUUUGGCUCAGAAGGAUAGAGAUAAUCGCGCCCUCUCUGAAACGGAGCCUAUAGCGAGUAUGAAAACAGAUAAAGGUGGGAUCAUGGACGACUGCGAAGACAAUUCCGGUCCUACCGUUCAAAUCGAGGUUGAAAAACCAACACUGGUAGGAAAUGAAGACGGCCCCAAUUUGAUGGAUCCUGACGGCCGGAAUGAUAUACCAGCUGCGGCGACCGAGGAUACACCAGCUGUAGCGACCGAGGAUACACCAGCUGCAGCGACCGAGGAUACACCAGCUGCAGCGACCGAGGCAACCGUUACCUCCACAAUCAGGACCACGGAGCCAUGUAAUGGUGUUACGCAGACUCCUGCAACUCCUGCAAUAGAAAUACUGGGUCAUGGCCUUGCUAUUGAUGGAAACAAUACCAACGCUCAACAAUGUUCCGACAGUGGCCCAGAUGAUAGCCGCCCAGUGUCUUUGGUAGAUCCCCCAAAUGGAAAAGCGAUGGACGGAGACAAAUUGUAUGCAGAAGAAGACAAGGUGCUUUCGUUCAUGGAAUUGUUGAACGUGGAUGGGGGUUACGACCCAGAAAGAGACCCAUUGCUUCAAAUUUCUAUGAACAAUGUGUUUUUUUCAAACCAUCAGUUUGUGGGCAGUACACAGGAGAACAGAGCAUUUCAAGUACCUAUAACAGCAACGCCAAUGGCCUGGGUUCCGCGUCCCAAAGAUAACACUUCCUUUAAUGUACAAGCACCUGUAAAUUUGUUUCCACCCAUCCCAACGUCGACAAACAAUCCAAAUGGUCACAGUCUGCCUUUUUAUCACCAAGAGGGCCUCAUUACUCCUGUGUAUGCUCCGACGGCUGGAUCUUACCUUUCAGCCCAGCCGGCAGUGAUGACAGAGCAACCGAUUGCUCCAGGUCUUUUCCCAACACUGCAGUCGGCAUUCACACCUCCCUGCGCACCGUAUUUUGUUCAACCAGAAAUGAUGCCAACAAUAUCCAAUCAAAAUUGGGCUCAUUCAAACACUUUGUCGGCAGUAACACCACCUGUGCCUGAGCAACUGGGGUCCUCGACACUGAUGGACCAUUGUGAACCCCAAAAUCUGCCAUCGUUGAGAUUUUCUGAUGCCCUGUCGACGGGCAUGCCAAAUACUGGGUAUACCAACCCUGAUAUAUUCCCCCAGUUUGUCCAAGCGACUCCUAGUCUGUAUGGGUCUGGCCACCACAACGUCACAAUACCCCAGAUAGUUCAAGCACAUGUAGGUGUCAGUGCCUCUGGCGUUGCACAGGAAUCGAGAACGUCAUCACCCACUAGCCAGCUAGAUCUCAGGGCCUCAAUGCACUCCCCGCAAUCACGCCCAUCUGCUUCUGAGAAACAAGAAAGAAUUCCGGUAACAGGGGGGCAUCCAACACCUCGGGACACAGUAUCCGACAAUACCAACUGUACAACAGCAACAGGGACAAUGAUAGUCCCCACCCCAGCCCUUGAAUCUGUUGCUCAUGCUUCGCAAACCCCUGUCUUGAACGAAAUGAAUGCUGAAAUGCAGCACGUCGUCGGGGAUGGUGGCCGUCGAGCUCGCAAGGCCGCAAGUUCAAGGAAUGUCCCUAUGCAGCAAAUGUGGAGAACAGCAGCAUUUGAGCACCUUAUGAUGCCUGAGAUAGAUACGGAGAAAUGGAAAUCAUGUGUAAAGGCAUGGGUUGCAUUUGAGGAUUCGCAAUGCAAUGCCAUCGAAACCAGUUCGCUCCGAUUCCCAGCUGCGAUGAGGCCAGCGGUCCUGACCAAAUGGUUAUCGACUCGUAAGUACGGGAAUGUCCCUGAUAUUGGAGCCAAAUUUGGGGAUGAGUGGGUAAUGUGGUGGAAUAACAGUCAGCCUAAAUGGAGGCAGAGCUCGGAGGCUGGUAAGCUUCCACGAUGUCUGUCUAUUGCAGGAGGGAAAGACAGCAUCAACAUGUUGAAGAAAGGAGGUCCAAAUGGAUUGGUAACGGUGAUGAUUGGGUUGAGGUGGUGGGCAAAACAGCGACACUCCGACCCUAGAUGGGAAGAAGCCGUUGAAGACAUCCUUGCUGUAUUCCAAGCAUUCCAAGGAGGCGGUAAAGUGACUAAAAAGCGUAAGGGGGACGAGGAAAACAUCGAGGCAAAGCCGAAAGUGAAAAGGAGGAAGACAUGA